Messenger RNA from Schizophyllum commune H4-8, 2011 nucleotides. RefSeq lists its product as uncharacterized. The transcript has 3 exons. The record is from RefSeq and is a predicted model, not a curated record. Lineage: Eukaryota; Fungi; Basidiomycota; Agaricomycetes; Agaricales; Schizophyllaceae. Bases 269 to 2011 code for a protein of 580 amino acids.
CACAUCUGCUCUCCUCCGCGUGUUCUCCGCAUCCCUCGCGCCCUUAUCCGUCCUACCCUCUCCCGUCAUACUCCCGUCGCCGUCCCGCUCGAUGUUCUAGAAUACGCGACAGAUCGCCUGCCUAUCGCGACAGUCGCGCGCUGUGCCUUUACAAGUCAGAACCAACUACUGUUGAGAUCCUCCAUCAUCUCCGGCCCCACACCCAACCCACACCCCGCGUCAGCCAGAAUCACGCUGCUCUCCCAUCACAUUCGCCCUACGACGCUGUAUGUCAUACACGCCCAUCUCGGAUUCGUCGACCAUGUCCUCGUCGACACUCUAUACUACACCAGACCCCAAGGACGUGUCGCCACCAGCUAUGGCCAACCUACAACCGCAUGCCUUCGCUCUCCCGCGGCGGCGUCGGCAGGUUUUCAACCUAUCGAGCUCGGGUUCCGAAUCGUCCAGGGCAUCUGGUCCCUCCUCCCACUCUUCGCGUCCCUUGACGAAGGAUGUCACCGACGCAGGACACACGCCUAUCCUCGUUCACCGCGUCCCUCAGCCUACGCAGCGCGUCCCGCAGCAAUCUACGCGCGGCUAUCUUCAGCCGCACGUUAGUCAUCUCCCUAGACGUCCUCGACGCGUCGCUAGGGCCGCUAGUGCCGUGUCGUCUUCGUCGUCGUCCUGCGCUCCGCCUCCCGAACAGUUGCAGCCACCGGCGAACCUCACUACGCCACAGAAGCCCAAGGAUAAGGCCGCAUUGCAAUGCAUCCACACGCCGCAGCUACACGCGCAUCAGAGAGACCAGGUCUACGUCGCGUUUUGUGGUGAUGGUGCAGAGGAGGUCAUAUUGGCCGAUUGGGAUCGCAUCCUGCACAUCCAUGUCGCCGACGGCGCGAACGUCACCGAGAGUCAUGAGCAGCCUCCCAAGUCCAAGGUCCUGAGCAUCUCUCCGUCAUCGUGCAACGAUGACGGCGUCCCCAAUCUCUCCUGCGAGCAGAUUAUAGAAGCUUGCGCAUUCCUGACUGGUUCAGAUGAUAGAGACAAUGACGCACGACGGCGCAAACUGCUCGUCACAGCGCCGGACGCAGCUCAUGCGGUCGAUGCGAUGGCGGUAGCUGUCGCUGUGCGAUUUCUGGACUUUGUCGGCGCGCGGACUCCUCCCAGAGACGCGGAAGGCGAGGCAGACACACCUCGAGAGCACCGACGCGAGCCCGCUACGCAUACGUCAUCAGACCGGUCUCCAUCCCCAAACCCCCCGACGCAGCGCCCAACGCCCUCCUUUCCUUUGUCUACUGCCCUCUCGCCCUUCCAGCGCUACGAGAAGUCGCCUCAAGCAGAGCUAGACCUCAACAUAGAAGACCACCAUUCUCCGAUCCAUGCCAUCGUCCUCGCCAUGCAAGACCUCCCUCCCUUCGCUCUUCCUGAGGAUGAUGACGCGGACGACAACUACUUUGCGUCCCCCUCACCCGCCCCUGGCAUGGCUUCAAUGCGCGCGCAUGCGGCCUCGAACGCCCAGCGAGGACGGCCGAAAGGGCCCGUCUCCCUCAACCGGAGCAUCAGCCAGGUCGCGGGCGUACCUGGCGUCGAGGUGCCAGACACGCAACAGCGAGUAGAAUUCGUGCACCAAGACGCGGGCAAAGGCGUCGAGCCUGCGAAGAACCUAGGUCUUGGGCUCGGAGUGGAGAUCAACAUGAACAGGAGUAGGAUCGUUUCCGCUGGCGAGUCGGAGCGGAUGGCGCACCUGAAGGCUGUUGCGGAGGAGAGCGCGCUGAACGAUGCUGGAUCCGAGAGCGAGGGUAGCUCCGCGCGAGCCGUGGUCGUGGAUGGCGGUCAGAGCUCGGGUGCGUCUUCGAGGUCCUCCGCGCCAGCCGCCGCGCCGCCUGCGCUCUCCGUGCAGGAAGUCGGCACGCCUUCGCGCGACAGCGCCUCGUUCGCGAGCAUGACGCUCAAGGACCAGUGGCGUGGCGUGCUGUCGAAGGAGGGCGUGGACUAUGUAUGGGCGUGCGUGUCCUCUGCGCACGUCGUAUAG